Messenger RNA from Liolophura sinensis, 3165 nucleotides. Its product is annotated as nucleoporin NDC1-like. Lineage: Eukaryota; Metazoa; Mollusca; Polyplacophora; Chitonida; Chitonidae. Gene Ontology annotation, cellular component: nuclear pore transmembrane ring. The record is from RefSeq and is a predicted model, not a curated record. Gene Ontology annotation, molecular function: protein-macromolecule adaptor activity. The transcript is spliced from 17 exons. Gene Ontology annotation, biological process: nuclear pore organization. The coding region runs from base 118 to 1824 and encodes 568 amino acids.
GAACAGAUGAAACUGACACAGCGUUAGUAGAAAGGACUGUUAACUAGGUGUAUAGGUUUUAUGUAGAUGGUUGAAUUUGCGUGAAAGGCACACACCAAGCUGUCGAAGCUUCCAGCAAUGGAGAGCCUGGAGACAUGGUUUCGGAGAGAGGUAUAUCACUGGAGGAUAGGAGCCAGUGUGGUGUGGACUGUACUGAGUGUGCCUGCAUUUUUUACGGUGUACUUGCUGAUGGCCUGUUUUGUACCUCUUCACCCAAUCCAGUGGAUAUCAGACGUCGUUUUUAAUUUGACGAGUUUAUCAUUCUGGGGUACCAUGGUGACUGUGAUGAUCAUUUUAGGGGGUGUGUCUGUGUAUAACUCCACCCACUUUACAGUGGUUGCAGACGUCCCCCUGACCCGCCUGGCUGCCCUGGGGAGACUGGUAAAGGUACCAAGCAUUCUCCAUGGAGCUGUGUUUUCACUGGCCAGUGGCAUGAUAGCCUGGUCUUGUACUGGACUUAUAGGCGACACCUAUGGCAAGCUCUCUGAGAAAUGCUCAGAAGAAAGCGAGAAGAAUUGCUUUAAUGAAAAGCAUGUCUUUGUGGUUUGUCAUGGCCUACUUGUUGGUUUCAUGUUUCAUCUACUCUUUCGGCUCCAGCAGGAAAACUUCGUACAGUUCCCAUUAUUACAGCAGGCCAAGUUUUUUCAAGUGAAGAGCAACCUUUGGCCUAUGAUGGAGAAGUCCUUGUUAUUCAACCUCAAAUUUGUCAACGUGUUGUUUUAUUUGCUGUACUUCCUACUGGGCCAUAUUCCAAGACACUGGUUUUUAAGAAAUCUGUAUUUGGAGGCAAGACCGGAGCCCGCCCUCAACACCAUAUUUGGUAUGAUGGACUUGGGGUUGUUAUGGCAGGUGACAUUGAGUGGCACAUUGGUCCAUGCCCUCUUAUCCUAUGCCACCUUCCUAUUCAAAGUCUACAAUACUGAGCCAUUUGUAUUUCCAGUAGAGACUAUGUAUGAAGAGUACAAGAACAAAUGUCUGCACAAUGCCUUGGGGUGUUCCCAGUUUCCACUAGUAAAGUAUUUAGGAUUUCUGGAUUUACAUCUGCUGACAAAGCACACCCCCAACAGGAGGAGACAACUCUUUACUCUAAGCCAGCCAGGGGGUCACCCUCACAACUGGAACAGUGUGUACCGAGCCUGUAUCCUAGAGAUUGACAGCCUCACCAAAAGCCUGGAGGAAAAUAACUGGAAGGCCUUUGCUGCUCCUCCUCUGAACAACUCAAGUGGAGAUAACUCUUCCAAGGGAGCUCUUGGGGUCAGCAGUCUAACCUUUAGAGGAUCUGGGCCCUCUGUCACAGAUACUUCUUCCAUUAAACAGCAACAGAAUCCCCCCCAAGAAGAUCCGCUGAAAAAGUUGUUUGAUACUCUUAAAAAGAAGCCAGUGUUGAAGUACAUGUUAGGUGAUUUGCCCGAGGCUUCUGCACACAGGCUCUUCUCCACAGCUCAAACCCAGAUCUGGGCCAUACAGGCACUGGCAGCUAUUGUAGCCAAUUCGUACUCAGAAGAUUUGUAUGGUGUCGUCCAGAAGUCCCUUCCAGACAUUCUUCGCUCUCUGCUCAACUUACAAGAGAAUGUAGAAAAGCACUUUAAGCUGGCGCCUGUGGUUGGAAGACGUGCGCAGAACUCGUGUGCGCCCAGUGACAUUGGACUGAGGCACUCCCUGAGGACAUCCCUCAAGAUGAGCUUAUAUAGAAUUAUCAACACUUUUGGAAGUCAUUUAAGUGAAAUAAAGCUGGCACCAGAGCAUGGCAAGAGACUCAAGUUUUUCAUGGAUUACAAAGAGUAAACGGUGCAGUGGCAUGACAGAAUUUCAGCUACCCUGGACGUGUGAUUCAGCCUGACAUAAUCAGUCUGUCUGGACACUGGUAUCCACCAUGGAUGUGCGACUGCUACAUUCUGCCUUAUGAUUUUGGCUAAAGACAUAAUUCAUUGUUGAUAUCCAAAACUGUGUUGUUACAAACAUCUGGACUUUAAUGGGGAUGCCAGGCAGUAGGAUCUUGACGCCAUUGUAUUGACGUCAAACGUUUGUUUCCUAGCACAUUAUUAUGGUGUCAGAAUGAAGAUAGAAUGACCUUACAAUAGAAACCACAUUGUAACAUUGUGGACGCUGUGCUAAAAUCCUGUUUUGAUGUAACAAUUGCUCCAGGUCCUGCUUCAAACUAGCGCCACCUCACAGGAUUAAACAACAUGCUGCCUCGCCAUUACUGGUGAUUGAUUGAUUUACGUAAACCCAGGUGGUAAUACAGGUACAGAAGAUGGGAGAUCAUCGGCUUUGUUUUGGUUAGUAAGAUAAGGCAUAGCAGGUUGAGCACAGAAUUCGACACACCUAUGUAUAAACUCCUGCAAUGGUUUUAGGUAGGGUGAAUGAUGUUAGGUUUCUCUACAAAGUGUGACGAUAGAGCAAAGCAGGUGGGGAUUAUGUAGACCGUUAACAAAACCAUCUCCUGCCACUCUGUCCAGACCUCCACUACAUUCUUUUUAAGUAUUACAGUAUAUUACAAAAAUAUUAGUGUUGGUCUUGCAUUUUGUGGUUUCUCCUCAUGAAACCUCAUGCAUUCCAAGUAUUAGACUUGGACUAAAAACAACCUGUUUGUUUAUAUUUCAAAGUAUCUGAAACCUUUAUAGUGAGUCUCGGUCUCAAACCAUGUAAUGUGUGUAUUAAACACUUCUACAAGUAGGCGGUUUUAGGUUCCUCUCUGAGUGUAAUGACCGGCUCUGGUCUGGGCAAGCUUGGGUUUGGCAACUGUGAUGCCAUGUCUGAUGUGUGCUGCUUAAUAAAAAAUGAAGGUGCAAUGCGCAUGAUUUAAUACUGUGCCUUCUGCAGUAUUUGCAUUAUGGUGCUAUUUAAGGUGUAAAAAUUUACACAUGUGAAAAUACCACGUAGUGGUUCUGUUUUUAUAGCAUUGCAAAACAGAACGAAAACAGUGCCACAUAAAUGAAUUAAAUUAUUUACAUAGACUGUACAAAAAAAGAAAAAAAAAGUCAAGCUUCAUCUUGUUGACUUGUCAUGGAGGCAGUUACAAAAUUCUCUUUGUGCUGCAUCACAUAAUCACUGAUCAAGAACUGAACCCUUCACUUCACAACCUAUUUUUAUGGUGUUUCUCAAAAUAAACUCAGUUUAACAAUC